UUUUAUUAAAUUGUAUUACAAAUACUGUUUUGAGUUUAUAGCGAAAACAAUGUCCACGUCUUUGGAUGAUAUAGUGAUCAGCGGAAUGUCGGGUCGAUUCCCACUGUCGGACAGUGUCGACGACUUCGCCCGCAAUCUCUUCUCUGGCGUCGAUCUCAUCACCGAAAGCGACAGUCGUUGGCCUAAAGAUUUCUGUGACAUAUCCUCUCGAAUGGGACGCAUUGAGAGUUACGACAGAUUUGAUGGAAAUUUCUUUGGUGUGACCCCAGAAAUGGCCGAAAUUAUGGUUCCUGAGAGCCGUAUGCUAUUGGAGGUGGCGUAUGAGGCAGUUAUGGACGCCGGUGUGAGUCCCAGAUUACUAUCAGACAGUAAAACGGGUGUAUAUGUUGGUGCUGUGAACUACGGGCAAAUGGAUGGCCACCCACAAUACCCAUUGGACGGGCACCAGAAACAAAUAUUUGACGGCUUCCACGAUAUAAUGUUUAAUUUGAAAAGUUUUUUUGCGGCAAACAUCUCAUUUCAAAUGAACCUAAAGGGACCGUCACUUUUGGUAGACACGGCCUGUUCGUCCGGUUUAGCAGCACUUUGCCUCGCGUAUGAGGCUAUCAAAGCAGGCACCAUUGAUCGGGCGAUUGUUGGCGGAAGUCAUAUGCUAUUCAAUCCAAUGAUUAGUCAAUACAAGCAAUACAUGGGUAUGUGUUCUCCGAGAGGUGUGUCCGCCGUAUUGGACGAGUCAGCGGACGGGUACGUCAAGUCAGACGCCGUGUGCUGUCUAUUCAUACAACGAGCUAAUGAUGCGCACAGAGUGUACGGGCGUGUGGUGUCGGCCCGCAUGGGAAUGGAUGGCUACAAAACUUUGGGUCAAUUCUCCCCAUCGAGUGAAGCCCAGGAGGCGCUUAUGAUAGAGGCGUAUAAAUGUGAAAAUAUUGAUCCCUUAAAACUGACAUAUUUUGAGGCACAUGCGACUGGCACCAAGGUCGGAGACACUGAGGAAAUAAAAGCUAUAUAUAAGGCUUAUUGUGAAGCACCGGGACGUAGGAAACCGCUGCCCAUCGGAUGCCUAAAGAGCUCAAUGGGUCACUCGGAGGGGGCGUCAGGAGUGGCGGCGAUCAUCAAAGUGUUGAUAUCAUAUGAAAACGAAUCCAUUCCUCCGAAUCUGAAUCUCAAAAAUCUGAAGCAAGAGUUGAAGCCAUACUUUCCACCACUUCUAGCGAUCAAUGAAAUACUGUCGUAUAAACCGGGUUUGGUCGCAAUCAACAACUUCGGUAUCGGCGGCGCAAACGCACACGUAUUGGUUGAACCCAACUAUAAGUUGCAAACCAGUGAUGGCCUAAAAAUUGCCGAAACUAUCCCCAGAAUUGUCAACAUUUGCGGCAGAAAUGAGGAUUCA
Oppiella nova is the source of this 1390-nucleotide messenger RNA. The record is from the annotation of a GenBank genome assembly. Lineage: Eukaryota; Metazoa; Arthropoda; Arachnida; Sarcoptiformes; Oppiidae.